This is a messenger RNA of Elephantulus edwardii (Cape elephant shrew), 1185 nucleotides long. It is a transcript of the gene PIP5KL1, whose product is annotated as phosphatidylinositol-4-phosphate 5-kinase-like 1. Gene Ontology annotation, molecular function: phosphatidylinositol kinase activity. The transcript has 10 exons. Bases 1 to 1185 code for a protein of 394 amino acids. Lineage: Eukaryota; Metazoa; Chordata; Mammalia; Macroscelidea; Macroscelididae. The record is from RefSeq and is a predicted model, not a curated record. Gene Ontology annotation, biological process: phosphatidylinositol metabolic process.
AUGGCUGCGCCGAGCCCGGGACCCCACGAGGUCCUCACCUGUUCCCCAGAGACUGGAUGCAAAGCAGUUGUCUCCAGCCGCCGAGGUCUCCUCUGGCGCUUGAGAGACAAGCAGUCACGCCUGGGCCUGUUCGAGAUUGGCCCAGGACACGAGCUCCAUGGAUUGAUGUGUAUGAUGCAAACAGGGCUGUGGGCUGCCACCCAGGUUGCUGUGGACCACCCGCCCGUGGGGCCACUCAGUGAGGAGGAUUUUUCUGAAGUCCUGAUCCAAGUUCAUGAGGGCUUCGAGCUGGGCACCCUGGCAGGCCCGGCCUUCGCCAAGCUGCGCCGCUCCCUUGGCUUGGCUGAGGAGGACUACCAGGCUGCCCUGGGCCCAGAUGGCCCCUAUCUACAGUUCCUCAGCACUUCCAAGAGCAAAGCCAGCUUUUUCCUGUCCCAUGACCAGCGCUUUUUCCUGAAGACCCAGCAGCGCAGGGAGGUGCGGACUCUGCUGGCCCACCUGCCGCGCUACGUGCUGCACCUACAGAGGCACCCGCACUCGCUGCUCGCACGGUUGCUAGGAAUGCACAGCCUUCGAGUAGCCCAGGGGAAGAAGAAAUACUUCAUCAUCAUGCAGAGCGUCUUCUACCCUGCUGGUCGCAUCUCUGAGAGGUAUGACAUCAAAGGCUGUGAGUUGGGCCGCUGGGUGGAGCCAGCCCCCAAGGGCAGCUCCAUCGUCCUGGUGCUAAAAGACCUCAACUUUCAGGGCAAGACCAUCGACCUGGGGCCCCAGCGGACCUGGCUCCUCCGCCAGAUGGAACUGGACACCGCCUUCCUCCAGGAACUCAACGUGCUGGAUUACAGUCUCCUGAUGGCUUUCCAGGGUCUCCAGGAGGACGAGAGGGGCCCCGCCAAAAACCUUCUCUUCCACAUGGCCAGGUCUGUGCAGGGGACACCCAGCCCGGAGGAGCUGUCAUCCCAGAAUUGCCGCCUGCUGCUUGACGUCCCCAACGCCUUACACAUACUAGAUGGGCCUGAGCAACGCUAUUUCCUGGGCCUCGUGGACCUUGCCACGGUCUAUGGGUUCCGCAAGCGGCUGGAGCACUUGUGGAAGACGCUGCGCUACCCGGGUCGGACCUUUUCCACCGUCAGCCCGGCUCACUAUGCCCGCCGCCUCUGCCAGUGGGUGGAGGCGCACACUGAGUGA